This is a messenger RNA of Phoenix dactylifera (date palm), 1606 nucleotides long. Lineage: Eukaryota; Viridiplantae; Streptophyta; Magnoliopsida; Arecales; Arecaceae. The record is from RefSeq and is a predicted model, not a curated record.
AAAAAAUGUGGGGGGUAAAACGCAAACAAGCAAGCUAAUUAGAUUGCUCGUUUUCUUUCCAAAUAUUUUAUUUUACUUUGCUCUUCCUUUCUCCACCUCCUCCCGGCAGAGACAGGGUUCUUCCACUCUCCUGUCUUCGAAUAUCCAGAGAUCCGUGAUGGUUAGAAAGCUUAAAAGAAGAAGACGAGAGGGUAAAAAUAGAGGGGGAGAGUUGGAAAAAGAGUUUUGCAAUAAACAGAGAUCGAAGAUGAAACCGUUCUCCAACUGAUCUCUUCCGCGUAAUGGAAGCAGUCGGGUAUAGUAGAAGACGACGACCACGGCGUAAUGGUUCGACAGGCGGCCGAGUAGAAGGCGAGGCGAGGAAGCUCCGCUGCCCGAGACUCCCCUUAUGGUCCUGCCCCACGAGCCGCCCCCCGGACGCCUGAAUUCCUUGCCUUCGUUCCUUGUCCUUGUCCCUCUUCUGCUAUCUCUUGGGGUUGUUUUCUCUUUGUUUGUUUGGGAUUGAUGAGUUCGAUUCCGCUGGGGGAUUGCGGGGUUUCGAGAGGGUUUUGUGAUGGUCCCGGGUUCGGUGCGGGGGCGUCCGUGACCCUGGUGUUGGAUGGAGAGAGAGGGGAGCUGGUGAGGGCGCCCGCCCGGGUGGGGAAGAAGGGGAAAGUUGGUGUCUUGGACGCGAGUGUGGCGAUGGCUUUGAAGACCCACAGCGAGGCAGAGAGGAGGCGGAGGCAGAGGAUUAACGGCCACCUCGCCACGCUUAGGAGCAUGAUCCCGGGUACUGAGAAGUUGGACAAAGCUGCACUGCUAGCAGAAGUGAUCAAUCACCUAAAGGGACUGAAGAGUAAUGCAAUGGAGAUCAGCAAAGGUUGCACCAUUCCAUCAGAUGUUGAUGAAGUGAGGGUUGAAGUUGAAGAUGUAAUGAACAGUGGAAGCUUUAUAAUCAAGGCAUCACUUUGUUGUGAAGACCGGCCAGAUAUCCUAGCAGAUAUAAGACAAGCACUCCAAACUCUACAGUUGAAAACUAUCAGGGUAGAUAUCUCAACAUUGGGUGGCAGAGUAAAAAAUGUUAUUGUCAUGAAGUGUGAAGGAAAUGCCAAUGAUAUUGAAAAGCAUCUCUAUACAUCAUCUGUUCAUCGGGCCUUGGAGUCCAUUCUUGACAGGUUCAAUUCAUCAGUUGACUUUCUGCCAAGGACCUCAUUCUCUAACAAGAGACAAUAGAUCUCACCAUUAUGAAUCCUCAAGCUCCUCCUCAUGAAACGUCUGCAUGGUAAGGAAUGAUAUAACUGCUACCCAUCAGCACACACAUUUACGGUGCUGCUGUAGUUUGUUUGUUUAUGCUCAUAUUGUGAUGGAAGAUUUCCUACAGAUAUAAAGGUGCUUGUUCUUUAUUCAUCAUGAGUGUUUGUGGGGGAGGCCCUGAUUAAAUUAUAUUUAAAACCACCAUGACCACCAGCAGAUUUUUGUAAAAAUGCUGUGUGUAGCUUCUGGACCUUUCCUUGGAAAGUACAUUGUUGCUUAUUUAUUAGUUUAUGUCCACCACUUUUAUUUUUGAAAGUAGGUCCUGCAAUAUGUCUGUUUCUUUAAAUGAAGCAAUGGAUGCAAGCUUAGCUUU